UUAUAUCAGUUUCGUUUCACCAGAAUUAAAAAAAACGAUUCGGUUUUAUUUCCCUGCAUAAGUCACGUGAAACUCGCUGGUCAUGUGAUCAUGUGAUGUGAAAAUGGCAGCUUCGGGGGACGAGGCCGCGGCGAUGGAGAGCAUCAGUAAAGCAUCGGUUCCCCCGACCGACCUCAACCUCACCGCCGAGCCCGAGCACAAGAGAGAGGCGGCCACAAACGAUGCGACAGAGAACCAAAAAGCCAAAAGACCCAGUAAUAACAAUGACGGAGGAGUGGAGACAGCAGAGGAGGCCACUGAACCCGCUGAACCUGAUAUCAGUGAGCUCUGCAGAGACAUGUUUGACAAAAUGGCAGUUUUCUUACAGGGAGAGCUCACCGCAACCUGCGAGGACUACAAACUCCUGGAGAACAUGAACAAACUCACCAGUCUGAAGUACAUGGAGAUGAAGGACAUAUCCAUCAACAUCAGCCGCAAUCUACAAGAUCUCAAUCAGAAAUAUGCCAGUUUGCAGCCUUAUCUGGAUCAGAUUAACCAGAUCGAGGAGCAGGUUACAGCUCUGGAACAGGCUGCUUAUAAACUAGACACGUAUUCAAAGAAACUGGACCUUAUUUCAAGCAUUUAACUAAACACCC
Sinocyclocheilus anshuiensis is the source of this 635-nucleotide messenger RNA. Its product is annotated as biogenesis of lysosome-related organelles complex 1 subunit 2-like. NCBI's taxonomy places the organism in Eukaryota, Metazoa, Chordata, Actinopteri, Cypriniformes, Cyprinidae. The transcript is spliced from 5 exons. Gene Ontology annotation, biological process: endosomal transport; lysosome localization. The record is from RefSeq and is a predicted model, not a curated record. Gene Ontology annotation, molecular function: gamma-tubulin binding. Bases 104 to 625 code for a protein of 173 amino acids. Gene Ontology annotation, cellular component: BLOC-1 complex; gamma-tubulin complex; BORC complex.